Molecule: messenger RNA, 2335 nt
Organism: Pectinophora gossypiella (pink bollworm)
Lineage: Eukaryota; Metazoa; Arthropoda; Insecta; Lepidoptera; Gelechiidae
Exons: 3
Coding region: 1190-2083 (297 amino acids)
Biological process (GO): DNA integration
Molecular function (GO): nucleic acid binding
Source: RefSeq, a predicted model, not a curated record
GCGCCGCAGCCGCCGCCCGCGCCCGCGCCCCUCACCGCGCCCGGGCACACCUGCCGCGCGUCUCGUUCACUUGCCUUGGAGACGGAUCGGAGGACGAACGCUACUCAAUAUAUCAAACUUUAUUGUAUUUAAAGAACGAAUAUAAGUUUUUUCAAAAAGUAACAAAUAAAUCCGUCAUUGUCUCGGCUACAACCCUUCAUCGAGCUCAUAGUUUCCCAUUUGGUCCUUCGAGCCGGAUUAUUUUGAAGCGGACAGAAUCACGCGCACGACGCGUGGCACUAGAGAACAAAGGAACAAAGGAGCAAAGGUCGGCGCUCAGGGACAAGCGGAUAGAAGAAACCGAUUAAUAAUUUGUAAACAACUACGAGUUCAAGCAAACCAUUAUCUACGAAUUACUUCAACGGAUUUUUCAAGAUUUAGAACAAUUAGAAAAUUAUUAUCGAGCACGUGGACACGCUCACAAGUGGGCAUCAUACGUGGACAAUCCAGCGAUAUUACAAAGGGAAGUUUAAAUCUGUGCCAAUACACAGAACACCGCAGUAGAAACAAUAUUCUUGUGAGUUCGUUCCAUUUAUUUUCUAUAUAAUUCCCCUAUUCAUAUCAUUUGUUACCCAUUGUUGGGAUCCAUAUUGAGUGCAAGUACUCACAAUUCAUUCAUUAUUAUUUUUUCUAGAGAAAUCUAUAUAAAUAAUCAAAACAGUAUUUCUAUCUAGCCAGUGUCAGUUAAAAAUAAUCAAAUCCAUAAAUCCAGACAGUAAAAAACGUAAAACUUUAUUACGUAAAAUAUUUUAUUCACGUAUAUAAUUACGUUCUUUGUCUCUCAUCGUUAAGAGAGGGAUACUGAAUACCUACCUAUUGGUAAAAAACUCAUAAAAUUACUAAAGUUCCUUCAGAGGUCUAGAAUUUUAAUAAAAUUGCCUCAAACUGUACCUACCUAAGAUUGCUAUUUCAUAAUCAUCUUAAUUUGUGCAUCCCUGCAUUCCAGUUGAUCGCUUGCGAGAGGUGGUGCCGCGUGGUGUGCCGCUGACCUCGAACCCAGAGCCCGGGCUCGCCGCUCUGUGCCUACCGCUCGCUUGCCACGGCCACGUUUGCAGCGCAUGGUCGCUUGCGCGCUCUUUAUGAGGUUGAGUUGGAGGAACGAAAAAUCUUUGAAACAAGUUACUUCCAAGCUGUUGCGGUUGCAGAGGACAUGAUCGAGCGCUCCUCCGCGGCAAGGAACCCUGUCAGCUGCAACGACUCGGUGACUGGCUCUGUUCGUGCAGUACACCUAGAGCUUGUCACCGAGCUAAGUACCGACUGUUACCUGGCAGCAUUGAACAGGUUCAUUUGCCGCAGAGGCAAGCCAGUCACAUUAUUCUCUGACAAUGGGAGAAACUUCGUAGGCGCUUAUAACGAGCUUUCUAAAUUCCUUAAAAAUAAUAACAACGAAAUAUCAGCCUCUGUUGCCGCAAAACACGACAUAAGUUUUCGUUUCUCCCCAGCCUACAGUCCUCACUUCAAUGGAUUAGUGGAAGGUUCCGUUAAAUCAAUUAAAUUUCAUUUAAAGCGAGUGUUGGGCUUGGCGCACUUAACUUACGAAGAAAUGAACACAUUAUUAAUCCAGAUUGAGGCAAUAUUAAACUCUAGGCCUCUCACCCCCUUAUCUUCUGACCCUUCUGACCUAGUGGCUCUCACUCCUGCUCACUUUCUUAUUGGGCGAACUCUAACGAUUUUGUCAUCUCCUCAGGUAGUAGAAGAAGCACGGAUUAACAAUUUAACCAGAUAUACCAGAAUACAGUGUUUGAAGACACAUUUCUGGAAUAGAUACUACAAGGAAUUCAUUUCAGAACUUCAAAAACGCAACAAGUGGCGUAAACAGAGCGGAGAGCUACAACUUGGGCAACUGGUGCUUAUCAAGGAUGACCGGCUGCCUCCUACAAGAUGGAUGCUGGGACGUAUAACACGACUGUUCCCCGGCACCGACGGCAUCACUCGAGUAGCCGACGUCUACACCACCUCAGGAACGAUGAGACGAGCAUACAAUCGCCUGGUUCCUGUACCACUAUUGGAACAACAAGAUGUUCCAACGCCGGCAGCAUGUUAAAUCAGCUGUUCCAUUCAAUAUAACGGAGAACAACCUGCCGCCGCGCCGCAGCCGCCGCCCGCGCCCGCGCCCCUCACCGCGCCCGGGCACACCUGCCGCGCGUCUCGUUCACUUGCCUUGGAGACGGAUCGGAGGACGAACGCUACUCAAUAUAUCAAACUUUAUUGUAUUUAAAGAACGAAUAUAAGUUUUUUCAAAAAGUAACAAAUAAAUCCGUCAUUGUCUCGGCUACAACCCUUCAUCGAGCUCAUA